UAAGCACACUGGACAUAUAUAUAGUUUGUAUAAAACUACAGUGGUAAUUUUCAGAUAUUACAUUAUUUGUAAUAGUUUUGUUUCUAGAAAUGCUUAAAUGGGUUUGGUCAACGUUUAUUUAUUUUGAGUACAAUUAAAAUAUCCUUGUAUCGUAUUUUAACUGAUAACAAUUUGUAAUAUUGUAAAGUAUCAGCAGUAUCUGAACCAAUCACCGAUACUACGGUAUGAAUUACAAUGAUGUUCGUUUAUAUUUUGCGUUAGAUUUUACGCUUUCACAAACGACAAAUGCGUCCAUUUUAAUGAACGUCCGCCUGACCAAAAAUGAGCCAAUUAGCUAAAAGCACGAGAGUGAGGCGCGAAAAGCUGCCUACCUGAAAUCCAAUUGCGUAUCUAUAAUUUCAUAUUCACCUAGUUUACCGAAGUCGUUUGUUUUUCGCACUUUGAUUGUUUAGUCGUGUUAAAAUAUCACGUGCUGGCAGUAUCUUUGUCGCCUUUUCAUUCAGUUUUGACGGUUGACAAGAAGCACUUUGUCGAUGGCCAACAACAAAAUAAAACUGAAACCUGAUGAGGUAAGUGUUUGUAAUAUAUGACGAUUAACGUUAAGUGUGUACUAAUAAAAAUGGUUGACAUUUGGCGAUAUUUAUAAACUAAUUGAUGUAUGUCGUCGUAUUUUCAGAGGUUAAAUCUCAAUAUUUACCUCACAAACUACGCUUUACUAUACUUAGGCGACUCCACUGUGACGUCCCUGGUAACCUUAACUUAGUUGUUUGUUAAUGUUUUCUGCUCGAGUUGUUGAGAAGCACGUUUUUAUUAGGCUACAAUAACCUAAAGUUGGACUUUUUUCACUGGUUUGACUUAAAGGCGUGUUAAAAACACUGUUGAUCGAGUGUUGGGUUGUGCAGGUGUCUUAGUUGCUGCGAUUCACAUUAUUAGUAACGUUAAUGGCUGAAUUGAGUCUUGUUAUGUUGGGAUGUUUUGAACGUUAUGUAAAGAUAACUUGCUCUUUAUAGUACAGUACUUCGAUGGAUUGAUUGAUAACGUUAGAUCAUUUAAAAACCAAAUGUGAGUCUUGUCACAUUGGAAAAAUGUCGUUUUUAGUUGUGUUCAUCAAACAUAAUUCAGCUGUGAUUUGUUGCGCAGCGCUAAAAUAACAGAUAAAUACGUUUUCUUUGACUUUAUUUUUAAUGUCUCUGUAGUUCACACAUAUUUGGUUAUUUGUUUCGUAGGUUUUUAAGCAGUGUAUAUACGCACUACUUUCCUAUAUGAAGUAUGUGUUCACUUUUUACGACUCCAUAGAAUAUUUAUACUUAUACCUGUAUAAAUUACUUUGUUCUGAUGAACACAGAGAUAGAUAUUUGGAAGAAUGUCAAUUUCCACUUCUGGGACAUCAUUGACGACCGUAGUAGGAAAAAUUAAAUGGUAGUCAAAGGUGCCCCAGAACUGUUUGUUUUGUUAAAUUCUUUUAAAAUAUUUCAUUUUGUGUUAAACAGAAAAAAAUACAAUAUUUUUUUCUACUUUGGUAGUGGAUGAUGUCCCGGGACUGAAAAUUGCUAAUAUUGUUCCAAAUAUCUUUCUUUGUGUUCAACAGAACAAAGAAAUUUACACCGGUCUGAAAUGAAGUGAGGGCAUGUAAACAAUGACUGAAUUUUCAUUUUUGGUCGCUUCAUUUUUGGUCGCUAUCGCUUUAAGUGAACUGCAAAUAUGUUAUUUUUAAUAUUUAAAUGUAAUGGGUAAAGUUUACAAUAUAUAUUUGAUUUAUUGAUCAGACGAAACAAGUUUGUCAACUAUUCUUUCUGCAUUGUAUGUUAUUCUAGUUUCACCUGUCAUGGGGUUUGGACAUGCUUGCGUUGAACAAUUGGGCAUUUUUUUUGUAAAAAAAUAACAUUUAUAUGUUUCUGUUUUCUUUUCUCUUUCUAGAUACACCAGACACUGGGUCAUUAAAGAGUGAGUUGUGAAAAACACAAUGUGUUCAAUUCCAGGCCUCCCAUCAACAGGUUCAAAUGUUCCUGUACUUAUUUCACGAGUAAACUUAAACCCCUCAUGUGUACUGGUAGAGUUUUGGGGUAAUUUUGAUCAAGAUCGGAAAUUUGCAUAUCAACAACUAAAAAAGGAGAUUCAAUACCCCAGAGAGGGGUUUUGCGAAUCCGAUGGAAAUCCUGGGGACUUGUGCCUAGUACGCGUGUAUGAAACGUGGUACAGAGCCCGUGUAGUGUCAAGAGAUGCUGAAGAGUACAGUGUGUUUUUAAUUGAUGAAGGUAGAACACUGCAUGCCACGCUUAACACACUAGCAUGGGGCAAAAGUGAGUUUUUCUAUCUGCCUCCUGAGGUGGAAUUCUGUGUUCUUGCCAAUGUCUUACCACUGUCUCCUGAGAACAAAUGGACAACAAUGGCCUUGGAGUUCUUGAAGACCUUCUGUGGUAGAAAAGUGAGCGCCACUGUUCAGGAUGUUCUCGUGCCUCAUCGAACGUUCCUGCUCGACAUUCCUUGUCUGUCCAGACAGAUGUUUGAAAUGGGGUUUGCCAAAAAACUGUCCAGUGAAAGGUUCAAAGAGUUUGUUACGAGGUCUUUGCAGGCUAACAGCGGAUCUGCAGUGGAUCUUCAGAAGAUUUCUUUCAUCGGGAACAAACCCUUCGGACUCAUUGAGCAAACAGAGAAACCACAAUCCUACAUGUAUCCAGAGUUGCAGACCGAUACCGUCGAGACCGUGGUUGUCACAGAGGUAACAAAUCCAUUUCGUAUAUUCUGUCAACUCAAGGUCUUUUCUCAGGAGCUGAGGAAGUUAACUGAACAGAUAACUCUGCAUUAUGAAGGAAGAAUUGGAACAAAUUUUGCCAGACCUGAGAAUUUGGGCAGCCCUUGUGCAUCAAGAGGAAGUGACGGCAAAUGGUAUCGUUCUGUGCUGCAGCAGGUCAUGUCUGCCAACAAUGUGGUUGAGGUUUUGCAUGUGGAUUAUGGGAAGAAACAAUUCGUACAGGUUGACAACAUCAGACCACUUGCCUCUGAAUUCUUCAGAAUGCCGGUUGUAACGUACGUGUGCUCUCUUCACGGAAUAGUUGACAGAGGUGUUGGUUGGAAAGCCACACAGAUCGAUUUCUUGAAAUCUCUCCUGCUCAACAGAACCGUGAUUGCCAAAUUUCAGUAUCGGAGCCUUUCAGAAGGUGUCCACUAUGUCACGAUUUAUGGCGAGGAGAAUACAAACAUCAAUAAGUUGUUUGAAUUGAAACAGAAAUGUGUGCUGGACUCCGAUAUGACCCAUGAUGACUUUGCUGUUCAAAAGAGCCCGUUGUCCAAACACCCAGAUGGAACAUACUCUGACCCUAAAGGGAACAAACCGGUGUUCUUUACAGAAAGUCUCCCACCUAACACUUCACAUGUAGCUGUUGUGCAACACGUUGACAGCCCUGGAAAGUUUUGGGUUCAGACUCAGCGUUACGCAGAGGAUUUCGAUCGGCUUAUGUACGACCUUGGACAUCUGUACAAUGAUCCAACAAGUACAGAAGGUUUAAUCGGAAAGCCUGUCGCUGGUCUCCUCUGUGCAGCUAAAGCACAAGAUGGUGUGUUCUACAGAGCAGCUAUCUACAAGGUAAUUGACAAGAAAGCAGAAGUUUACUUCCUUGACUAUGGGAACACAGAAAUUGUUGAGCUUUGCAACCUUCGACAGCUACCUCUGAGAUUCCAGGAGCUACCUGCUGUGGCAGUAAAGUGCUCCCUCCAUGGCAUUAAACCCAAACUGACACAUUGGGAUGAGAAGGCCACAUCGUUCUUUUCCAGAAUUGUUGAAGACAAAGUACUUGAUCUGCACGUCCAAGACAAGUUUCAAGACACCCAUAUUGUUCAGUUAGUGGAACCCAGUUUAUAUGGCAAAAAUGAUGCAAGCAAGUUGUUGUGCAGCGCAGACCUUGCAGAAAGUGAAAAGAGCUUUGUGGACAAUCCUGCCUUAAGAUCUUGCAGUUUAAAAACGGCACACACCGCUGACACAGUCAGGACAAGUACUCGACCUCAAACGCCAUCCAUAUCUUCUGUUGUGACAGAAAGUGCAUCAGCUUUCAAAGAAUGUUUAUUUCCAAUUGGCAGUUCGCUGGAGGUAACCGUGUCCUACAUUGAAAGUCCAAAUGACUUUUGGUGUCAAAAAGCCCAAAAUGCAGCAUGUUUGGAAGUGCUAAUGCAAGAUAUCCAGCGCUUCUAUGCUCACAGAAAAUUUCAGCCUCCUUUUGAAGCAGCUUGUGUUGCCCGUCAUCCUGAAACUGGUAUAUGGUACAGAGCCUUGGUCAUUCACAAACACCAAACACCACAUGUUGAUGUGCUUUUCAUUGACUACGGGCAGACAACGAAGGUUGGCAUUGAAGAUCUGCAGAAGAUUACUCCAGAAUUUCUGAAGAUGAAGGGACAAGCCUUUCGAUGCAGUUUGUAUAAUCUCAUCCACCCAGUCUCUCACUCAUCUAUAGACUGGAGCCCUGAAGCCACAUUGCAGUUUCAAGAUUUUGUUGACACUGCAGCCUCCACAAACGUGCCCUUGAAAUGCACCAUUUUUGCUGUAAUGUAUGAUGCCCAGAAAGUUGUGUUCAAUGUGGUGGAUUUGGAAACCCCGUUCCAAAGCAUUUGCAAUCUUCUUGUCCAAAGACAUCUAGCUGAUCGUGCACCCUCUAAAAGGUCUCCCAUUUCACCUUUUCACCUGGACACCUACUACUAUUCCACACAUGAUAUCAAGACUGGGUGUGAAGAGGAAGUGAGAGUCACCUGUGUGAAAAGUGCCACUCAGUUCUUUUGACAUCUGGGAAGAAAUUCAGACCAGAUAGAAAAACUUGCUGACAAAGUCAACUCCCUCUGCAAUCAACUAGCGGUCACCAAGUGUCCUCAGACGUUCGGAACAGUUUGCUUUGUGAAAUUCACAGAUGGACUUUGGUACAGAGGGCAAAUCAAAUCUACAAAACCGUCAAUCGUGGUUCACUUUGUGGAUUACGGAAACACACUGGAAGUCAAUAAAUCAUGUUUGCUACCAGUUCCAAUCGAAGCAGGAGACAUAAUGACUGUCCCAGUGCAGGCUAUCGAAUGUGGGCUCUCGGAUAUACCAGACAACGUACCGGGUGAAGUGGGAAAGUGGUUUCAGAAUUUUGCAGAGGGAGGUUGUUUCAAGGCGUUGAUCGUGGCAAAAGAACCUGGAGGAAAACUGAUAGUGGAACUUUAUGAUGGGAAAACGAAAGUCAAUGCAUUGAUCAAACAGAAGUUUCACAAUGAAAUCCCCCGAAAUGAACUGAGAGCAUUCAAAGACUAUGGCACAAAGAACAAGAACGCACAAAGCUUGGCAACCCAUGUGAGAGAAAGUUUCAGUGGUCUGAUGACAAAUCCACCAGAUAGGGUUCAGCAUUUCAGCCAAAGUCAAAGAGGUAAUGGGUUUGAAUCAACACGGAACAGGUGGGGAGUCCAUAAAGAUGGUGGACCAGAACCAACAAAAGAAUUUCAGAGGUGCCAUAAUACCACAAAACCAGAGAUAUCACCAAGAAAGCCAAAUGAGUUGACGCUCCCUUGUCAAUCUAAGAAAGAUGAUGUUAAAAUCAAGCCCCAGACGUCUCUCAAAGAAUCACAGCUCUCAGUGAAACCCAUAAAACCAGGUAUGGAAGCCAGUGUUUUCAUCUCACAUUGCAAUAGCCCCUUUAGCUUCUUUGUUCAGCUGGCAACUGAUGAGGAUGACAUUUAUUCACUUGUCGAGAAGUUAAAUGAUGGCCAGUUAAAGGGUGUGAAUCUUGUUCCCACUGAUAUUCACGAAGGUGACCUAGUCCGUGCAGUGUUUCCCGAUGAUAACUCUUGGUACCGUGCAGUAGUAAGAAAAAACACUGGUGACACAAUUGAUGUUGAGUUCGUUGACUUUGGAAACACUGCCGUUUCUCCCUCAAAAAUAUGUCAACUCGAACAAUCAUUUGCUUCGUUUCCAAGGUACAGCAUCCACUGCUCGCUAAAUAAACAGAAUGUUGACAGCACAGACCAAGCAUCCAGCUUCAAACAGGUAAUUGAAGAAAACGUGGAUAAGGUCAUGUGCACGUUUGUGAAGCUUUCAGGUGCUGUGUGGGAAGUGAAACUUGAUGUUAAUGGUGUGGUGCUUGGAUCCACAUGCGAGGAUGAAAGUCCACCAACAGCUGAGGUUAAGAGCACAAGUGUCAAGCAAAUGUCUGAUGUCACGACCUGCACCUAUUACAAAAACCCUGACCUAUCAAUUGGAAAAAUUAUCAAUGGAUACGCCUCAGUCAUCAAAGGUCCUCAACUCUUCUGGUGUCAGUAUUCAACAGACAAACUUCAAGAGAUUGCAGACGUGCUACAGAAUGUCGGUGAUGUGUUGGAGAAUACAUUGAAGGAGGAUUGUCUGCCAGUGGGAAGUGCUGGCAUUACCAUUUUCGCUGAAGACAAUCUGUGGUAUCGUGCUAAAGUAACCACUAGGGACCAUGACACAUUGUCUGUUACUUUCGUAGACUAUGGAAACGAAUCCAAAGUCAAUGUAGGUGACGUGAGGGCACUUCCAUCCAAGCUAUCUGAUAUUCCCCCUCAGGCGUUUGACUGCCAGCUUGAAGGCUUUGAUGUUUCCAAAGGUUUCUGGGAUGAAAAGGCAGAUGAUGAGUUUUAUGGGCUAGUUAAUGACAAGCUUUUAAACAUCACCGUUGAGAGAAUGGCAACCUCUGAAAUGCCACACUUUGUCAAGCUGGAGUGUGACGGUGUUGUCAUCAAUGAUGUCAUGCUACAAUAUUGGAAAAGUCCUGAAGGCCCAUCAGUUGAAUUCUUAAAUGGGGGAGAUUUUGUCCCCUAUGAAGAUUCUGUGUUAACGGAGAUUAAUAUUGGCUCAGAAGAAACUCUUGAAGCAGACACUGAUGUUACUGAUGAAACCUGUACCCCAGACCUUAAAAUACAACAAGAGGAAGAGACUGAUGUACCAGAAGGUACUGGGGUUGAAACUGAAGUGCUUGCUGUCCCAUUUGUGAUGAGUGAUGACAAUGUUCACUCCCCUGAUUUGAUUAUUGUAACAGAGGAUUUGGAAUCCGAAUGUGACGCAGAACACGAACCAAUUGCUGAUGUCACCAGUAGUUUAUUAGACCUGACAAACCAGCAUGACUUUGCUCAAGAGACCCUCAUAGACGCAACGCUCCAUCCUCAAGUUUUGGCACAACAGUCUGAGGAACUAUCAGAUGCAACUCCCAAAGACAUUUCGGAUGGCAUUCUUCAACAGGAACUUGAUUCUGAAUUGUGCCCUGUUGAACCAGAGGCUCCGUCAUAUGAGAUAAUUCGGUCAGACUUUGGCUGUAUAAGGCAGGCUACAGAGAAGAAACCUGUUGGAUCAGAAUGUGUAAUCUGGUCUCACGUAAGAAGAAAUUGGUGUAAGGCACAAGUUUUGAAGGUUUCUGAAGAUGCCUCAUUGGUUCUGCUUGUGGACCAUGAUUCUGAGGUGGUGGUCGAUCCACUCAACAUCUAUGAAAUACUGCCAGAAAAGCCAUUAGAGCCAUUAAGCGGUGAAGCUUCAGUUCUGGAUGGUGAGCUAACCAAAGGAAUGCAUGCUGCACAAAUGAAGAUUGUCUCCCAGGCUGAAGAUGCAGAAUAUGAAGCUGCUUUCGCUUCAUCCUCUGACGAACCACAAGGUGAUGAGAGUUGUAAAAGACUCGUGGAGCAGAUGGAUCCAGGUGAUGAACCUGCAGAACAGCUUCAAGCGGAGGAGCCUGUGUCCUAUUCUGAAAGCUUGGUUGAAUUUGCUGAAGAAGUGUCAGCGGCAGGAGCACAACUAGUUGAAAUACUGACCUGUACUGCAUGUUCAGAGCAUCUACAAAACAGAGAGUCCCAGGAUGACAGAAGUUCUUCAGCUGGAGAGCAAAAAGGGGGUGCAAAUAAUAUGGUGGAUUUACUGAUGGAUUUCCUUGACGUUGAACUCCAGGAGAAGGUACAGGAAGAUGUUUGCCAGACUGGAUCCGAAAAGGAUGCUUUGUUUGAGGAAUUCAACAGUGUUACUGCAGAUCUUCUUGUUCUGACCAGUGACGAUGGAGCAGAAUCAGACACUGGGUCUGAUGGCACGCUCCAGGGAGAUGGAGGUGUGAUGGAGGUCUGUCCUGAUGCUGAAGAAUAUUCAUGUGUACAAGAAAGGCCAAAUGACUCUGAUUGCACCAGCGCAGAAGAGCGGGAUUUAAGAGUCACUCAUCUGACAUUAAAGGUGGAAGAUAAAUCGGAUGAUGUUAUUUUUGUUGGUGUUUUGCGAGAAUCCCAAGAAGAAGUAUGUCAGCUAGAACAGAAGUGACUAAUGUAAACACCCCAAGUUUAUGUACCCCGAGGGACAAGUUACUUUUUCCAUUAAAUGCCAACAGCUUGGUGUAUUUUGUAAAGGUGUUUUUGUUCAAAUUCGAGAUCUGAUUAUUAUAUAUAAUUGUAUAUGUAUAUAUAUACACACAUAUUAUAUAUUUAUAUAAAUAUAUAUAAUGCUUGCUCAUACAUUUCUAGGGAUUCAUUUCUUUUGCAGUUUUGAAGGCUAUUUUGUUUGUUCGUUUUCAUUACACAGCCUUUCGUGAAUUACUGACAUUCGAAUUUGGAUUUCUAAAUCCUACUUCAUUUUUUUGGAUGCUCUUAAAAACUUGUGUUAAUGGGUUAAAAG
Molecule: messenger RNA, 8614 nt
Organism: Triplophysa rosa
Lineage: Eukaryota; Metazoa; Chordata; Actinopteri; Cypriniformes; Nemacheilidae
Gene: tdrd6a
Product: tudor domain containing 6
Exons: 15
Source: RefSeq, a predicted model, not a curated record